AUGUUUGGAGUGAAAUAUAGUUUUGGAAAGGCACAGAAAAUAGUUAAAAGUCAUAUAGACAGGAAAAGGUUCUUGCUUGUUCUAGAUGAUGUAAGAAAUGAAAAUAGUGAAUUAUGGUUUGAAUUGAAAGAGUUAUUGGCUUUAGGAGAAAAGGGAAGUAGAGUCUUGAUAACUAGCCGCUCUAAGAAGGUUGCAAAAGCUAUAGGAAACUGUCCGAUUUAUGAGUUACAAGGUCUAUCAGAAGACAGUUCCUGGGAAUUAUUCAGGAGAAUGGCAUUCAAACAAGGGGAAGAGCUAGAAGACCCUAAUCUUGUUGACAUAGGCAAAGUGAUUACCAAAAAAUGUGCUAAUAUUCCUCUCUGUAUACGUGUGAUAGGCAGUUUGUUAUAUGGCCAGGACAAAAAUAAUUGGCUAUGGUUAAAAAGUAAUGAUUUUGCAAAAAUGAGACUAGACGAAGAGAAUGGCAUUAUGUCAUCAGCUUUGAUUUUUAGCUAUAAUCAACUCAGUCCCGAAUCAAAGAGUUGUUUUAGCUUUUGCUCACCUUUCCCUAAGGAUUAUGUCAUGAAAAAGGAUGUAGUGGUUAAUUUGUGGUUGGCACAAGGUUAUCUUGUUUCAAGUCAUGAAGAUCAAAGCAUAGGAGAUGUAGGGGAAGAAUAUUUUUCUGUUCUCUUGCGUAGAUGCUUUUUCCAUGACAUUGAACGGGAUGAGUACGGUGAAGUUCAUUCAUUUAAAAUGCACGAUCUCAUACAUGACCUAGCUCAAGAGGUUGCAGGAAAGGAGUUCUUAAUGUUGACAUAUAAUACAAAUCAUUUCAGAGGGGGAAUUCGUCAUCUAUCUACAGCAAGUAGUGCAUUUUCCGAAAACUGGUUUAGUCUUAGUUAUUGUUCGAAUGUCAGAUUGCGUACGUUUUUCCAAUUGUACAGUUUUUAUAAGACGUCUGGGGAUGUGGGUGCUAUUCUUUCAAAUUGUAGACGUUUAAGGGUAUUGGAUCUGCAUGAUUUAGCCAUUGAAACUUUACCAAAUACACUAGGUAAGCUCUUACAUUUAAGGUACCUUGAUCUUUCUUGCAACAGAAACAUGGAGAUGCUUCCUACUUCGAUUACCAAGCUUCAUAAUUUACAGAUAUUGAAAUUAUGUAGAUGUGAGAAGUUAAAACAAUUGCCAGAGGACAUGAGCAAACUAGUUAAUCUUAGGAUGCUGGAUUUAGAUAGAUGUCACAGCUUGACUCACAUGCCAGCAGGGAUGGAUGAUUUGAAAUGUCUUCACACGCUGACAAAGUUUUUAGUUGGCGGCGGGGAUGUUUCGAGUCGAGUUAAAAAAGGUGAACUCAUAGACUUGAAAGCUCUAGUAAACCUCAAAGGCGGUCUUUGUAUUGAAGUGGGAGAAUUUUCUACAAAAUGUAAGCCAAAUGUUGUAGGAGGAGACUAUAUUAAAAAUGCCCAUCUGAAGGCUUUAGAAAUAAAGUGUGAAGAAUCUGAUGAUUGUUCUGUUCAUGAGACAUUGUUGGAGUGUUUGCACCCUAACCAUGAUCUCAGCAAGAUUUUAAUGGAGGGAUAUCAAGGUAUCAAAUUGCCAACUUGGGCAUCAUUAAUGGAAGCUUCUCUUCCAUGGCUUGUAAGUAUCAUGCUGACAGAUUUGAAUGAGUUGCAACAUCUCCCAUCACUAAGUGGACUUUGUCAUCUGAAAUAUCUUCAACUUCUGUAUCUGCUCAAGGUCGAGCACAUCGAGAGUGACGCAGCUUAUGCAUCUGUGUUGAUGACAACAUUCUUCCCGUCUCUUGAGAAGUUGACUCUUUUCAAGAUGCCACAGUUGAAGGGAUGGUGGAGGGGUUUAAGUUGGGUUGAGAUGGAAGCAGGUGGUGGUUGUUUGGUCAAUGACAAUGGCACUGAUGUGAUUCUCCCAUCAUUUCCUCAUCUUCGUGAAUUGAUUGUUGGGCAUUUUGCAAGAGCAUGA
This is a messenger RNA of Chenopodium quinoa (quinoa), 1953 nucleotides long. RefSeq names its product disease resistance protein RGA2-like. Gene Ontology annotation, molecular function: protein binding; ADP binding. Gene Ontology annotation, biological process: defense response to other organism. NCBI's taxonomy places the organism in Eukaryota, Viridiplantae, Streptophyta, Magnoliopsida, Caryophyllales, Amaranthaceae. The record is from RefSeq and is a predicted model, not a curated record. The transcript has a single exon. The coding region runs from base 1 to 1953 and encodes 650 amino acids.